Diceros bicornis minor is the source of this 1098-nucleotide messenger RNA. RefSeq names its product olfactory receptor 10K2. Lineage: Eukaryota; Metazoa; Chordata; Mammalia; Perissodactyla; Rhinocerotidae. Gene Ontology annotation, cellular component: membrane. Gene Ontology annotation, biological process: G protein-coupled receptor signaling pathway. Bases 1 to 1098 code for a protein of 365 amino acids. The transcript has 2 exons. The record is from RefSeq and is a predicted model, not a curated record. Gene Ontology annotation, molecular function: G protein-coupled receptor activity; olfactory receptor activity.
AUGGCAGUGCCCAGGAUCAGGAGACCCACAGAAAAACCGCCCACUACCGAUAAAUACAAUGAAAGUGCCAAUUGUCCUAUGGUCACUAGUAGAUGUGUCUUUGGUCAACUGGCUCAAAAUGACAGAAGAUUGACUCCUGAUGACCUACCUUCCGUGGAGCGGGUCAACGAGACCUUGGUGAGAGAGUUCAUCUUCCUUGGUUUCUCAUCUCUGGCCAGGCUGCAGUGGCUGCUCUUCGUUGUCUUCCUGCUCCUCUACCUGCUCACUCUGGGCACCAAUGCCAUCAUCAUUUCCACCAUUGUGCUGGUCAAAGCCCUUCAUACCCCCAUGUACUUCUUCCUUGCCGUCCUUUCCUGUUCUGAGACUUGCUACACCUUUGUAAUUGUACCCAAGAUGCUUGUUGACCUGCUGUCUCAGAAGAAGACCAUCUCCUUCCUGGGCUGUGCGAUCCAGAUGUUUAUCUUCCUUUUCCUCGGCUGUUCUCACUCCUUCUUGCUGGCAGCCAUGGGUUAUGAUCGCUAUGUGGCCAUCUGUAACCCUCUUCGCUACACAGUGCUCAUGGGACACGGGGCAUGUGUGGGACUAGUGGCUGCUGCCUGUGCCUGUGGCUUUAUUGUUGCACAGAUCAUCACAUCCCUGGUAUUUCACCUGCCCUUCUACUCCUCCAACCAAUUACAUCACUUCUUCUGUGACAUCUCUCCUGUCCUUAAGGUGGCAUCUCACCAUACCCACUUUAGUCAGAUUGUCAUCAUCAUGCUUUGUGCACUGGUCCUGGUUAUCCCCCUGUUAUUGAUCUUGGUAUCCUAUAUUCGCAUCAUCUCUGCCAUACUGCAGUUUCCUUCCACAUUGGGCAGACACAAAGCUUUCUCCACCUGUGCUUCUCAUCUCAUUGUUGUCACUGUCCAUUAUGGCUGUGCCUCCUUUAUCUACUUAAGGCCUAAGUCCAACUGCUCCUCAAGCCAGGAUGCUCUCAUAUCAGUAUCCUACACUUUCCUAACUCCAUUGUUCAAUCCAAUGAUUUACAGCUUGAGAAAUAAAGAGUUCAAAUCAGCUCUUCAUAGAGUUAUGGGAAGAACAGUUUCCCUGCCACAACAUUAA